Messenger RNA from Pseudophryne corroboree (corroboree frog), 1402 nucleotides. It is a transcript of the gene CFAP36, whose product is annotated as cilia and flagella associated protein 36. The transcript is spliced from 10 exons. NCBI's taxonomy places the organism in Eukaryota, Metazoa, Chordata, Amphibia, Anura, Myobatrachidae. Gene Ontology annotation, cellular component: ciliary base; axoneme. The record is from RefSeq and is a predicted model, not a curated record. The coding region runs from base 142 to 1134 and encodes 330 amino acids.
AGAUGCUCCCGCCCCGACCAGCGCGCUCACGGGCCCCUUCUACUGUACUUCAUCCGGGGUCCUGGCUCCGGUGCCAGCCGCCGUUGCUUCCUUAUCGGAGGAGGGUCCAGACAGGUACAGGCACCUGAGGGAGGAUCGGCAAUGGCCGCGGAGGACGCUGAGUGGGUGCUGGAGAGCGUGCUGGGCUUCCUUAGCUGCCCCGUCUGGACUGAGCCGGUGGCCGACUUUAUAGAACAGAAAUGCACAGUUUUUGAUGAUGAAGAAGAGAACAAGUUGUCAUACACAGAGAUUCACAAUGAGUACAAGGAAAUGGUGGAAACGCUGAUUCAAGGCCAUCUGAAAGAAGUAGGGAUUAAUGAAGAGCAGUUUCAACAAGCGUGUUUAUCUCCUCUUGCUCAUUCUCCAGGAGUAAAGAGCAUGUUGCAGCCUGUGGUAGCUGUGGAAGAUUUUGCUAUCUUUAAAGAAAUGAUGCUACAGAAGAAUAUUGAACUGCAGUUACAAGCAAUUCAAAUAAUACAACAAAGAAAUGGUGUGCUUCCCGAAUGUCUGCAGAAUGGUACGGAUAUUAUGUCUGACCUUGAGCAACAGGAGAUGAAACUAAUAUCCGAAGCAUUGAGGAUAUCAAGAGAAGAAUAUGAACAGGAACAGCAGCGCAAAAAGGAAACAAGUGCAACUAAUUUAGGAGAGAAUUCCACUAAAACCUCAACAUAUGUUAAAAUGACAGCACAAGAGACAGAAGUAGCCAAGCCUGUUGAGGCCACAAAACAGUGCUUGAAAGCACAAGAGCUUCCAUAUAAGCCACCAACUGUUAGAGUUAAAGAACUUAGUAAUACAGAGGCUGCUGAGGCCUGGAUGGAGCAAGCAAGGAAAGAGGCUGGCAUACAAGGUUCUGUCACUAGCUUGACGCAAUCGGAGAAGGAACAGCUCAGAGAACGCGCAGAAUAUCUCAAACAGAGAAGAGCUGUUCUCUUAGCACAGAAGUUUGAUUCAAAGAAGGAAACACAAAGUUCGGAAGAAAGCGAAGAACAGGCAUCUUGUUCCAGACAGCAAAAGAUGACAGAAGAAGAAAUUAAGAAUUUACAGAAAAGGAAGCAGCUAGCCGAGAAGCUGAAAGAAGAAGUAAUUCAUAAGUGAGAAAUUGCCACUGCAUUGCGCCUUUUUCAUUUAACCAAUUGCCAAAGCUAACCACAUAUAUAUUUUUUUGUAUGCCUUUAAAUAAAUAUUUAGUCACCGCCUCUGGAAAAUAUUCAUCUUCGAAAGGAAUGAAGCAUGCAACCGAAGGUGGGCACAAAAACCUUUAAUCCCUAAAAAGGACUGUCACAAGACGUGUUUGUAUUUUUGUAAGCCACAGUUAAAUUAUAUACAUCGCACAAGCAAUAAAGCUACAGCAUCUUACCUUAGA